Molecule: messenger RNA, 3126 nt
Organism: Orbicella faveolata
Lineage: Eukaryota; Metazoa; Cnidaria; Anthozoa; Scleractinia; Merulinidae
Product: kelch-like protein 7
Source: RefSeq, a predicted model, not a curated record
GUUUUCGUGAAUAUUCUAUGCGUCAAUUUACCAUGAUAAACUGUAGUUGAUCGAUUGCCUUCAAGUUCAGUAUUUAAGUUACUUGUGGAAUGCUUAAACUGGCAUUUAUGUCGAGCAAGCAAAGUAUUGUUGCUUUCGUUAUUUUUGUGCAUUUAUUUGGGGCGCGGGGAUUUAACAUCCAAUCUCUCCUCCACCGAAAAUUGAACAAGACUGGAGACGAGUAUUUAGCCUCGUUUUGAAGGGUUUUUUUUCCCCAAAUAAACCCGGAAGUUAAUGUCUUAGUAUUCUUGGAGAGGUCUUUUAUAUUCGCUCAUCUACCAUAAAGCCAAGGGAAGCUAUUUUUUUCCAGUAUGCAAAAAGUAAAACCAACGAGGAAAACAAGACAAGCAGCUCAGGAACUCGGACAAGAGUUUUCGAAGCCAUGGAACCAGAGCGAUGUGGUCUUGAUCGUGGAAGGACAACAUUUCCACGUUCAUCGUGUCAUCUUGGCGAUGUUCUCGCCUGUUUUCUCCCGAAUGUUUUCUUCUGAUUUCAAAGAGAAAGACGCAGACGAGAUUCCUUUACCCGAGAAGAAGGCCGCUGUGAUAAGGGAGAUGCUGAUGGUCAUCUAUCCAAUAUUCAACAAACCUGUGAACGACACCAACUUGGAUUUCUUGCUACCUCUUGCGCGGGAGUACCAGAUGACAGUGCUUACACAGAGAUGUGAAGAUCAUCUGCUGCGAGCUGCAGAAGAGGAACACGAAAUCGGUCCAAUUUUGGGGGCCUUAAUUGUCGCUCAGACUUACGCCUUGGAAAGAUUGAUAGCUCAGUGCAUCAACAAAACCCAAAAACUAGCCAUCGAGGAGGUACAGCGUCAUGAAUUAUACGAACAAAUCGAACCUGCUUCCCAGCGAAAGAUGAUUGAAUUACAAGUGAGUAGCAUGCAGGAAGAACUACGCGACGCCAAACAGGAGAUUUCAAUGCUGCAAAACAAAAUCAGAAAAAUGGAAGCUUCCGCGUCAAAUGGUUUGCAGUCCUUUGAAUCACUUGUUGCCACUCUUGGAAAGCACAUUCGUCACGCCAAGAAAAUCAAGGAAAGCUCCCUUAAAUUCCAAAUUACAACAGAGCAAAACAUGGAAACUAUUCGUUCCGACGUCACGGAUAUGAGGUACAUGUACGUAGUCGCAUCAUUAAAUACCUCCCCACGUUCAAAGCGCCUAGAGCGUCCAGAGCGUUCAGAGGUAUGUUUAGAUUUGUCUCCCGCAUACGAUGAUCUAAAACGCCUUCAAGAUAAUCUAAAAGCAAUAAAUAAUUCGGAUGAUCUUGCCCAGCGUAAUCCAUAUGCAAAUUAUUAGAUUUUAAUAGUCACCCAUUGACAAGAUAAAAUAAACAGUGGAUGUCAGAAUCGGGAUAAAUUUCAAUCAAUGAGGUGAUCUAGUUUUCCAAGAAGACUGGGGUUGUACAAGCAGUCAGGUUACUAAGGCCUUUAUACAAAAGUGUAAGUCUAACUUCUUGUCUCCAGUUUUGAAUAAUUAAUUGACUACAUGUAUGCCAGGAAUUUAGUGACUGCUGCUCGCAUUCCGCUGCAUGUGGACAGUGUAGUAUAUAACAUACAAUUUCUUGGAUUUAAUUUUAUAUCGGUAGGUUAUAUUAAUACUGCCAAUCAGUUGUACUGUAUUCCUAUUUUAAGCAUCAUAGUUGCCUACCUACAGUUGUUUAAAAUUAUAAAAGUAACCUCAAGUUAGCAGAAACAAACAAAUUAAUGAUUAAUGUAUUAAUCAUUAUCGAUGUGCAUUAUUUAAAAUAAAUAUUUAAGUCCACCCAUAUCUAUAAGUUGUAUAUAUACUAUAUAUUCUGUAUUCUGUACUAUGUACUAUGUACUAGCUACAUGUAAUUGGUGACUGCAGGUUGUGGAAUUUUUUUUUUCUCUACUUCAGUUUGUAUUCUUUUACAUGUUAAAUUUAGCUUUUUGUUUUUAUGAAUAAAAUCGAUCUUUUUGUUGUCUGUAUUAAAGCAAAAUGCACUGCCUAGGUAAGUUGUAAAUUUUUGUAAUUUUUUCAUUUGCUUUACUAAAUGGGGCUUGGCAAAAUGGUUAGAUUGAGAGGUCCCAGUUUAAGUCCCUGGGGGUAUCCCUGCGAUGGAAUAGCACUGAGACCCUGUUAGGGGCAGACCUGCCAACUCUCCCGGUUUUCCCGGGAGUCUCCAAGUUUUUCAUCAAAUCUCCCGGUCUCCCGGUUAGAGCACCAAAUCUCCCGGGAACUACCUACCGUGGCUCUUUUUAAUUCUUUUUUCUUUAAUUUCUUUAUUUUCAAGAUUUCAAAAACGAAAAUAAAACAAGAAGGGAAUUUGUUGCUCUUAUUUGAGCUGCUCUCAAUCGAAAAACGUAAAACAGAACAAUCAAAUUGAUAUAUAUUUAACGRRUAUCCUAACUGGUCAGAAAUCAACCAAUCAAAUUGCACAAUACAUGGUACAAAAUUGGCAAGAUUUCUAGCCGUCUCCAGGUUUUUGUACUCUGGGGGUUGGCAGGUAUGUAGGGGUAAAUUCUGACAAGCGACAUGGCCUUGAAACGGCAACACGAGAGCUAUGAAUUGGCGACGAACGACAUACUACUCCAGUGAAAUAGGGAAAGCAACACCAAUGGCGAGAUAGACCGACAACGAAUUUCAGAACUGAGAAUGCAGUGAUUGUUUUAAACGUCCGAGUCGAAGUGAAGAUGCAUUUCCAAAGUUUUAAAUGUGUUUUUCUCCCUCAUGCGCGAUGUCGAUGGGUCGUGAAACCCAGACUUUCUUAUAUAUGCUAAGACAUCCAGGUCGAAUGAAUCGAGUCCGUCAUUGCUGAAUAUUUUUUCUCACUCUCAGCUGAGUGAGUAGUGCCCUAAAACCCCUAAAAACACGCUUAAGGAAAAUGGGAGUAGAUGUUUGAAAGUUGGCUUCAUAUUUUUAUUAGUGGGCCACCAGUAAAAGAAUAUGAAGCUGUGUUAUCAACUAGGAAAUGAGAGACCAGGGGAAAGCUGCCAAGGUCUUCUCAUCUUCAGCGUCUAAAUUUCAAAAUUUCCCAGGGACAGCAUGCCCCCACAUCCCCUAGGAGGUUAGCAACUUCAGCGCUUGAAAGCAUGCCCAAGCCCUUAGAAAGGAUGCCCCCAAUAUG